AUGUUGAGGACGGGCGACACUAGGGUACGUUGCGGUGAUGUUCUAUUUGGUAAGCGGCUUCACACGUCUUCGGUUGUGGUGGACACUUCGACUGCUCUUCAAUUCGACUUCGGGAUCCUGACUUCCCAAAUCGGAGAAUAUAAAGAUUUCGGUGAAGAAGGCGCGAGGCAGAUGUCUGAGGUGAAGUCGGUAGAGCCGAGCUCGUCCAGCACUUCACAUGCGACCACCAAAAAGAAGCGCGGAUUCAAGCGGUCGGCCAAGUCGAAGGAUUCGAAGACGUCCUCCGCAGAACCAACAGCAAAAGCUAGCGAUUCCAAUGAAGCCGCCAACAUUGAGAACAAUAAGGAAAACUCCACUUCACAAAAGAAGCGUCGACAUAGCAAAAAGAAAUUGAAGGAGAAGCUCAAAGAAGUGAACCAGAAUAUUCUGAACAGCGCACAGUCAACAUCUCCAACGAGUACAGUCAGUCCAAAUGGGAAUUCUUUGUUGGAGGAGUUACAGAAGAAAGGUCGCGAAAGUCGCGCAAAAGUGCGAACAGGCAAGGUGCCAGUGAAUGAAGUCAUGGGUCCAGGAUAUGGGCAGCAGUCUGCAGCUAUGAGAUCACAGUCAAAUGCUUCGAUAGGAAGGUCAAUUUUGCAGCGCCUUGUCGGAAAUAAUGUUGAUCCGGAAGCGAUCUUUAGUGCUGCUUUACGACAAAUGCCACAAGUGCCUGGCUUUCCUUCUAUAAUUCACCGUCCCGACGCAGGACCACAUGCUACCGUCUUUCGCCCUGAACUCUUCAAAACGACAAUGGAAGCCUAUGCUACAGCAGCAGCACAGUGUGGAUCAGAUAUAUUUGGAGCUUUUCGUGGUGAUGGAACCUACUGCCGUGACAAUCGACAAUGUGGCCGAGGAGCGUUGUCUCCUGACUUUUUACUACCGUGGGUGAACUUCUCUCCAAUGUUUCCACUUGAUCGAAAUAUGUCGUCUGCAAGUCAACGACCACCGCCACCAUCGUCACAUCUUCACCACAAUCAAUACAACCAUGCACCAAUCUAUAAGAAUGCGCAAGGUGGUUUGAAUUACCAUGGUGCUACACCUCCGAGAAGGACGGUAUCAACUGGAUCUGCGAAUUACAGACCACCAAAUAAUUAUCCAUCACGCUCCGCUGCUCGCAGUACUAGCAUGUCGAUGUAUCAAAAUUCAAGUCAGCCGGUUGGAGUGACAAGUAACCAGAAAACGAGGAAGCCAUAUUUUAUGCCAUAUAUGAGUCUUGAAGCUGUAACAAGAGGAUUAGCAAAUGGCGAUUUGGUGAAGGGCUCACUUCGUGUUAAUCAGCGCAAUUACGAGGAGUCCUAUGUGGACAAUCCGGACGGCGAUGACCAGCUUGAUCUUCUCAUUCUCGGAGUGCAUGAUCGUAAUCGUGCUUUACAUGGAGACGUUGUCGUAGUGCGCGUUAAAGAGAGAAUGAACUGGGUGAUUCGCGAAAAUCUCUAUCAAGCGUGGCGUGCUGGGCAUCUGAAUGUUUCGAGGGAAGAUAAUGGUCAGCCGAUAACGAUCCCGCCAGUGGCAGCUCCAAAACCGGAUGAUCUAAUUGAGGUACCCAUUGGUGGACUCACUGACCAACACAUCCGAAAAGCAAAUCUAAGUCUCACAAUACCUCCAAACAAAGACAAGAAGUACAGCAGGCAAGCAAUGGUCAUAAUUGGAGCGCAGCUGGAGCUAGCCCGUCGAGAAUGCAUGAUGAAGCAAACAUCCGAACCAAUCGUACAUCCCAGCCUUCCAUCUCCUGAAAUUCAGAAGAUUAUCGAUUCACUGUCGAUAGGACGCAUAGGAGAUUUGGCAACAUCUGCGAGUACCCAGCUAGCCAGAAAGAUCUUAAAUGUACCUAAGCGCACCCAGAGUACUUCCACUGGAAAACGAUCAGCAUAUAGAACUUUGUCGGAAAUGCCCGAUGAAGAUUGGGGCGUACCAGAUGUGUGCCUACAGAAAACUGCUGAGGUCAUGUAUAUUAUGGAAAUGAAGAAUUGCCGUGCAGCUAUGGGGCAGCUGAAAGUGAUGACGGAUGGUAACCGUAACUGGGCAUUAUUUUCUCCGACUGACUCUCGCAUGCCGAGGAUGAUGAUUCCGGCUGAUCAGUUACCGUCUGGAUUCUUUGAGAGACCACAGGAUUUCGCAAAGUUCAUUUUCGUUGCACGAAUGGUAGAGUGGCAAGCUACAGCUCAGUUUGCUCGCGGAAAGUUGGAACGCACUUUGGGAUUAGCCGGUGAUGUUGAGGCGGAGACAGAGGGUCUUCUGUUCGCCAACAAUGUUGAUACGCGAGAAUUUUCUGUCUCUGUUAUGCAUUGUCUUCCAAUUGCUGAAUCGAAACAAUGGACAAUUGAUGAGAAAGAAUUCAAAUAUCGCCGUGAUUUGCGUGAGAAUGUGAUCUUUACAAUCAGUUCGAGAGAAUCGCACGAGUUGGAUGAUGCGUUGUCUAUUGAAGAGAUUGAUGAUUGUGAUGGUAAAGGAACACCUGGAUUCGAGGUCGGUGUCCAUAUUGCUGAUGUCUCUCAUUUCGUUUUUGAUAACACUGAGCUAGAUGCUUGGGCCGCAAAUCGCGCGUGCACGGUCAAUCUUGUGCAUAAGUCAAUCCCAAUGCUGCCGCGUGUUCUUACCGAGGAUAUGUGCAGUCUGAUUCCUGGAAAAGACCGUCUUGCUUUCUCAGUUAUUUGGAAGAUGGAUAAGGAUGGUAUCAUUGUCGAAGAGUGGUUUGGGAGAACAAUUGUCCGUUCCAGAGUGCAUCUGGGAUAUGAGCAUGUGCAGGGAUUCAUCGAAGAUCCAGAAAAGACACUGGUUGACGAGGAUUAUCCACAGAUCCAUGAUGGGAUAUCAUUAUCGGACAUCAGAAGAAAGGUUAUGCAACUGCACAUGAUCGCUCGACGACUACGAUCAACGCGGGUCAAGAAUGGAGCAUUGCGAAUCGAGCAGCCAAAACUGGUGUUUUCAUUAAACGAGGACACGAAGAUGCCUUAUGCCGUGAAAGCAGUAGAGCCUCAAGACUCUCAUAAGCUAGUCAAAGAAUUUAUGUUGCUUGCAAAUAUCGCUGUGGCAAAGAAGAUUGAAGCCCACUUUCCUCAAACAGCAUUUUUAAGAAGGCAUUCUCCUCCAAAGCAGAAGGUUCUUCGUGAAGUUCUUGAAGUAUGUGAAAAGAUUGGUUUUCCUCUCGAUGCAGCAUCAUCGGCACGUCUUGCUUCUUCCUUGAGCAAGUUCCAAGGGGGCAACUCUCUGCUGCAGUCGAUCAACCAGGUACUUUCAAUGCUGUUAGCAAAACCUAUGCAAUCAGGAUACUACAUGUGCGCUGGCUCAGCUAAGAAGAAGGAAGAAUAUCAUCACUAUGCGCUGAAUGUACCAUUGUACACCCACUUCACGGCGCCUCUUCGUCGCUAUGCAGAUAUCAUCGUUCACAGACAACUAGCUGCCGCUUUGGGCUAUUGCCCACCGAUGGAUAAGACAAAGGAUGAACUAGAGAGGCUGGCUCAACACUGCAAUGACAAAAAACUCGCGGCGAAAGCUGUCAGUGAUUCUAGUGACGACACCUUCUUUGGUCUUGUCGUCAAGCAGAAUGGACCUAUCGAGGCUCGCGGUGUUGUGAUCAGCGUAAUGGACGCCUCAUUCGAUGUUUUGGUUUUGCAAUAUGGAGUUGUCAAGAGGGUCUACGUUAAUCGCUUGGACAUGGCUAGAGAUCCCAUCUUCAUUGACGGACCGCCGGCUCAGCUGACUCUAUUCUGGAAUCCCCCGCUCACAACAAUACAAGAGCGAAACAAUGCAGCUAUUGAGCAAACAAUCCAAAUGUGCACUGUGGUAGACGUGGUACUCACAGCGCUUCCGGAACCGACCAAAUACCAGGCUUUGAUCAAAAUGCGACCACAGUGGGAUACACAUACUCUGCUAGAAUUAAUGGAACAAAAAGAGUGAUUGCAAUAAGUGGUGAUUUUCAAUUUUAGUCAUAAAACUAUAUGAUUCCUAUCGAACAUUGUUUGAAAUAGAUUGUUUUCGCCAUCUUAUGAGAUGGUUUUUUCUUUGUAAUGUGUUGUUCAAAGUUAAGUAGUUUAGGUUUCUUAUUUUUUUCAAGAGAUAGAUUUAUGUAACGCUCAUGUAAAUAAUGGUUGUGCCUUCUUUUUGAAAAGAGUUGUAUUUGAGUCUAAUAACAGCCUUUGCGUUUGUGAUUUACAGACUAUGUUAAAAAAGACUAUGUUAAAAGUUUUACCAUAAUAAAUUUGAC
Messenger RNA from Cylicocyclus nassatus, 4243 nucleotides. The record is from the annotation of a GenBank genome assembly. NCBI's taxonomy places the organism in Eukaryota, Metazoa, Nematoda, Chromadorea, Rhabditida, Strongylidae.